AUGUUGCUGGAAGGCACGUCCCCAGACAUGAUGUCGGCUCAGUCCAAGCUGCUGUUCCAGAUCAACAAGUACUACAACGAGCGGGUGCACGCGCGCAAGGCCAACAUCAACAAGACCAUCAGGGAGGUCUGCAAGGUGGUUCAGGAUGUCCUCAAAGAGGUAGAGGUUCAGGAGCCAAGGUUCAUCAGCUCGCUGACUGAAGUCAACAUGCGAUACGAAGGUGUGGAAGUCAUCUCCGCCACAGAGUUUGAGGUGGUGCUCUACCUCAACCAGAUGGGCGUCUUUAACUUCGUGGACGACGGGACUAUACCAGGCUGUGCCGUGCUCAAGUUGUCUGACGGUCGCAAACGAUCCAUGUCCCUGUGGGUUGAGUUCAUCACGGCUUCCGGUUACUUGAGUGCUCGUAAAAUCAGAUCCCGCUUUCAGACGUUGGUGGCUCAAGCCGUGGACAAGUGCAGCUACCGCGACGUGGUCAAGAUGAUCCCGGACACUACGGAGGUCAAGCUGAGGAUCAAGGAGCGCUACGUGGUGCAGAUCACGCCAGCCUUCAGAUGUGGCGGUAUCUGGUGCCGGUCGGCGGCUCACUGGCCCAUGCCACACGUCUCUUGGCCCAAUCCCAACUUGGUGGCCGAGGUAAAGACCGACGGGUUCGACCUCCUGUCCAAGGAGAGCAUAUACAUGAAGGACAAGCAGUCGGCGGCGGAAGGUGAUGCUUGGGUCAUGUCGUUCCGCUACGCCGAGGAUCGUCUGCUGUACGGGGGAUGUCGCAGACGUUGCCUCAGCAUCCUCAAGACGCUCCGUGACCGGCACCUGGACAUCCCCGGCCAGCCAAUCCUCAACUACCACAUGAAGACCCUGCUGCUGUACGAAUGUGAGAAGCAUCCCCGGGAGAUAGAGUGGGACGACACCUAUAUCGGCGACCGCAUCAAUGGCAUCCUCCUGCAGCUGAUCUCCUGCCUGCAGAACCGCCGCUGCCCGCAGUACUUCCUGCCCACCGUGGAUCUGUUCAAGGGAAAGUCGGCCGCCGCCAUGGACAACGUGGCCAAACAAGUAUGGCGACUAGUCAGGGAACUGCUGACCAAUCCUCGAAGCCUGGAAGCCCUCUAG
Molecule: messenger RNA, 1107 nt
Organism: Candidula unifasciata
Lineage: Eukaryota; Metazoa; Mollusca; Gastropoda; Stylommatophora; Geomitridae
Source: the annotation of a GenBank genome assembly